CAUUUAUUAGACACAACAAUACCACAAUGUUCUCAAAGGUCGCCAUUUUGUCUCUGCUGGUAGCAGUAGCACACAGUAGUGCUAUCCAUGGGGCUGACUACAACAGCUUCUCGUACGGUGUAUCUGACCCCCACACCGGAGAUGUAAAGAGUCAACACGAGACUCGGGUGGGUGACAAUGUUGUCGGACAGUACUCCUUACUGGAAUCUGAUGGUACUCGGCGGACUGUAGACUAUGCUGCUGACGCCCAUUCAGGAUUUAAUGCCAUUGUACGCAAGGACCCAGCUCUCGUCGCCCACGCCGCUCCAGCAGUCGUUGCAGCACCCGUCGCACACGCUGCUGUUGUUGCUGCUCCAGUUGCUCACGCAUCCUCUCUUGUCCAUGCUGCUCCCUUGGCGCUGGCUGCCCACGCCGCCCCUGUAGCCUAUGCUGCCGGACCCUCCGUGUCACACUCCGCCUACUCCACCUCCGUAGCUCACGGAGGAGUCGUUUCUGCUCCUAUUGCCCAUGCUCCAAUUGCCGCUCCCCUUGCCUACGCUGCUCCCUUGGCUCACGGUGCUGUUUUGUCCCAUGGUGCCCUCGCCGGUCCCCUAGUCCAUGGUUUAGCAUAUGGCGUUCAUGGUCUUGGACAGCCGAUACCAUUUAGAGGUUAUCAGUCAUUUAUUAGACACAACAAUACCACAAUGUUCUCAAAGGUCGCUCUUUUCUCUCUGCUGGUAGCAGUAGCACACAGUAGUGCUAUCCAUGGGGCAGACUACAACAGCUUCUCGUACGGUGUAUCUGACCCCCACACCGGAGAUGUAAAGAGUCAACACGAGACUCGGGUGGGUGACAAUGUUGUCGGACAGUACUCCUUACUGGAAUCUGACGGUACUCGGCGGACUGUAGACUAUGCUGCUGACGCCCAUUCAGGAUUUAAUGCCAUUGUACGCAAGGACCCAGCUCUCGUCGCCCACGCCGCUCCAGCAGUUGUUGCAGCACCCGUCGCACACGCUGCUGUUGUUGCUGCUCCAAUUGCUCACGCAUCCUCUCUUGUCCAUGCUGCUCCCUUGGCGCUGGCUGCCCACGCCGCCCCUGUAGCCUAUGCUGCCGGACCCUCCGUGUCACACUCCGCCUACUCCACCUCUGUAUCCCAUGGAGGAAUUGUCGCUCACGCUGCGCCUCUUGCCCAUGCUGCUGUAGCAGCUCCCCUAGCCUACGCUGCCCCCUUGGCUCACGGUGCUGUUUUGUCCCAUGGGGCCCUCGCCGGCCCACUCGCUCAUGGUUUAGCAUAUGGCGCUUAUGGUCUCGGACACUACUAAAUAUUGAUAUAGGAAUUUAUUUAUGUACCUACGUAAUUAAUAAUUAUGACGAUGGUUAUGAUUGUGGAGUGUAAGUGCUGUUAGCGAAUAAAAGCUCUUUACUUCUA
Messenger RNA from Danaus plexippus (monarch butterfly), 1408 nucleotides. Its product is annotated as cuticle protein LPCP-23-like. The record is from RefSeq and is a predicted model, not a curated record. Gene Ontology annotation, cellular component: extracellular matrix. The coding region runs from base 27 to 1301 and encodes 424 amino acids. The transcript has 4 exons. Lineage: Eukaryota; Metazoa; Arthropoda; Insecta; Lepidoptera; Nymphalidae.